Messenger RNA from Mesorhabditis belari, 1083 nucleotides. NCBI's taxonomy places the organism in Eukaryota, Metazoa, Nematoda, Chromadorea, Rhabditida, Rhabditidae. The record is from the annotation of a GenBank genome assembly.
AUGAUCAUCUUUAACGUUUACGAUCAAGGUAAAUAUGCUGUGGCGUUUUUGGCUGCUCUUUCUGUUUUUAUCGCCGUUGGACUUGUGAUGAGUCUCCCGGUGGAUUUAGACUCGGACAAUGAUGGAAUUUUGGACAAAGACAACUUUCAGCACUUCAAGAAAUUCCAAUCAAAAUUCCGCCGAAACUGCACAAAUGGCACCACCGAGUGUAAGAGUCGAAAGCGCAACUAUGCGAAUCAUUUGAAACGCCUUGGUCGCUUCAAAAAUAACACAAAGAACUGCAGCUACGAAAUGGGCGAGACUCGUUUCAUGGAUUGGUCAGACGUCGAACUGAAAUCGAUGGUGGUUGAUCCAAAUCUCCUCCCAAAGCCAGCCAACAACUGGAAACCCGACACUAGCUCGAGAAGAAAGAGACAGGCUGUUGGCAACUUCGAUUGGAGAACCUCGGGCGCUGUCAACCCGGUCAGAGAUCAAGGUGGAUGCGGAUCAUGCUGGGCUUUUGCCACUGUUGCCGCCAUCGAGAUCCAAACAAAUAAUGUGAACAAGCGCUACAACGCGAAUCGACGAGCUUUCUCGGAGCAGUACGUACUUGACUGCAGCACGACGAAUGGUUGCAAUGGUGGCUGGCCGUACAACGCUAUCACAUGGGUGCAAAACAAUGGAAUUGCUCGUAACACAUCGUAUGGACCCUAUGCUUCCGCUGUGAAGAGCUGCCCAACCGGAAGGGUCAUUGAUAAGCCGGUGAUUGGCACGCAAGUCCUGACAGGAAGCCCUGCGCAAAUGCUCACCUACAUCAAGAACACUGGACCGGUCACAGUUGCCUACUACGUGUGCACGGAUUUCUUCUACUACACCGGUGGCGUCUACUCGGGAAAUUGCCAAACGACCAGCUCCACUUAUCAGGGAGGACACGCUGUGACGAUCGUUGGAUACGGAACGCUAAACGGAGUCGAUUACUGGCUUGCCCGCAACUCGUGGGGACCAAACUGGGGAAUCGCCGGGUAUUUUAUGAUCAAACGAAACGUUGAUGACUCGAAAAUCGAAUCGUGGAGUGUGGUCGGCCCUAAAUGCACGACAACAGCA